AUGCAGCCUCCCUCCAGCCAACCCACGUCCAGCCCACGCCCAGUGCUGGUCCCACUCCAAUUGGAGAUCCUGCCGCAGCCAUCGGCGUCCCAUAUUGCCGGUAUGCACUCGAUUGAAUGUGGAAGAGCAAGAGUCCUCAGCCCUGUUCGUGACGGCGGCGGGGAAGGCGACCCUAGCAAGCCGAAGGCACUCCGCCUGCCCGCUGCCAUCGCCCAUAAUCUGAGCAUCGAUCUAGAUCUGGGUAUGCACGAUUACCCAGGCUUUCGAACUGAACGGUUCAGUAGUUGGAGCCUAUGCAACACGAUACGUGUACCCACUAGCCCGUCGCGGCGAAUCAAAAUGACCAUGCCCAUCGCAGCGCUGCAUAACCACGUUGGCGUCACUGGCGAUGUCCGAGAGGGCACGAGAGAGCAAACUGCAAACACCCGGGCUUUCUCAGAGCGUGCGCAUCCCACAGCGAUGGGUCCUUGCCUGCGGUUCAUCCGCAUGGGUGUGCUGCGGGUAAUUGGAUACCGUCAGAACACUGAACCUGCAUGCACUCAGAAGAGCGGGUUAGUAAAUCCAUCAUUGGUUCGUCACCGACCGCCGAAGGGUUCGGUGGUCGUAUUCAAGUCCCACGCCGAGCUUGACGGGAAGGCGAUCUUCGCUAGGGAAAGGUCUCCGUCGAGGCGUUGA
This is a messenger RNA of Colletotrichum siamense, 675 nucleotides long. RefSeq lists its product as uncharacterized. The transcript has 2 exons. Lineage: Eukaryota; Fungi; Ascomycota; Sordariomycetes; Glomerellales; Glomerellaceae. The coding region runs from base 1 to 675 and encodes 224 amino acids. The record is from RefSeq and is a predicted model, not a curated record.